Saprolegnia parasitica CBS 223.65 is the source of this 1977-nucleotide messenger RNA. RefSeq names its product TKL protein kinase. The record is from RefSeq and is a predicted model, not a curated record. Gene Ontology annotation, molecular function: protein kinase activity; protein binding; ATP binding. Lineage: Eukaryota; Oomycota; Saprolegniomycetes; Saprolegniales; Saprolegniaceae. The transcript has 14 exons. The coding region runs from base 31 to 1977 and encodes 648 amino acids. Gene Ontology annotation, biological process: protein phosphorylation; protein localization to ciliary inversin compartment. Gene Ontology annotation, cellular component: ciliary inversin compartment.
UACGGGAACCCGGUACUUGCGAUUGCGGCGAUGCACGGUCACGUCGACGUCGUGUCUGUGCUGCUGGACGCCGGAGCGACCGCCGAUGCGUUGGAUGCGAUGAACGCCCCGCCGCUCUUUCGUGCAGCGCAGCAAGGGCACCGGGACGUCGUGGACCGUCUUGUUGUCGGCGGAGCCAAUGUCAACUUGCAGCUGGCCAGCGGGGCAACUGCCUUGACGGAAGCCGCAGCGGCCGGACGCGGCGAAACGGUGGAAGCGCUUUUAGCUGCUGAAGCCAACGUCGGGUUGCACAGCUGGGAUGGCACCACGUCUCUGAUGGCGGCUGCCGCAAGUGGCAACGUGGACGUCGCGAUGCAGCUCUUGCAGGCAGGCAUGAGCGUCGUCGACGCCAACAUGGCUGGCAUCACGGCCAUGCAUUUUGCGGCAAUGAGUGGUCAUUACGCGAUGCUGCACGUGCUGUCCAAUGCGGGUGGGGAUGUCAACGCCGCUUCCUUGGAUGGGACGACCAUUCUACGAUGCGCCGCGACGGGCGGCCACUCUGCCGCCGUUGCGGCCCUCCUCGAAUUGGGCGCCCACGCCAAUGACGGCACGGCGACGAGCGUGCCGUCGCUUGUCGCUGCGGCCGAUCAAGGCCACGUGGACGUCGUGGAUCUACUCUUGCAAGCCGGCGCCGACGUCGAUACGAUCGACCGCCGGACGGGCGCAACGGCGCUGUACGUUGCAGCGUCUCGUGGCCACGAAGCAGUCGUGCGCCGACUGGUCUACGCGGGUGCGACGCUGGACACGGCGGCCAAGGUGCCGCUCACUGCGGCCAAGACCCACAACCACAUGGCCAUUGUCCACUUGCUUGAAGCGUUGCGUGUCGAGAAAAGGACCUUGCUCCACGCGGCGCGCCUCGGCGACGUUGACGGCGUCCUUGCGCUGCUUGACAAGGGCCUCAGCGCGCACGAGGUGGACGAGCAUGGGAACACGCUCGUGCAUUUCGCGGUACUUGGCGGUCAUCGCGCACUGCUCACCGUGCUUCUUGAGCAAUCGGGGAUUCCAACCACGCGUAUCAACAAGUUUGGCGAAUCGCCCAUGAUGCUCGCCAUCAAGAUGGCCGCAGACGACAUGGUGCACUUGCUGCACACCGCCCAAGCGACGACGGCCCCACUCGUGCCUCGUCGGUCCCCGCCGCCGACAGCACUGUUGGGCUUUGGCGGCUCUGGCAUUGUGUUCAAGGACACGUUGGACGGCGUCGACGUGGCCGUCAAGAUGCUCAAGAACCUACGUGAUGCCAGCCAUUUUCGUCGCGAAAUCAACGUCAUGAAAGCCAAUCCGUCGCCGUACGUGGUGCGGCUUGUCGCGACAGCCGACGAGGACGCCGAUCCGCAGCUUCUUCUCGAGUUUAUGGAUGGCGGCGACCUCGCGUCGUACCUGGACGCAGAGAUGACCCAAGCGCCCGUCGCCGUCGGGUACUCGCACGUCGAAAUCGCGUGGGCCGUUGCGAACGCGCUGAAGGACCUCCACGCGAGAAACAUUGUGCACCGAGACAUCAAGACCCAAAAUAUCCUCCUCUCGUCGGUCCAUUACAUCAAGGUCGCCGACCUCGGCAUUGCAAAGGGUGUGGCCAUGCACAUGACGACAGGCGUCGGCACAACCGAGUGGCAGGCCCCCGAGGUUUCCACGUCCAGUCGUGAGACAUACGGCACGCCCGUCGACAUCUACGCCUUUGGCGUCCUCCUCGAGAAGCUGUACCCGGACGUCGUCGAGCAAGACAACUCGGCGUGGUACGCCGUGCUCGCCAAGCGCUGCAAGGCCAUAAAUCCAGCGGAUCGUCCGACUGCAGUCGAGAUUGUCAACAACUUGCGCCCCGAGCUGCUCGCCAAGUGCGGUUCCUGCUGCUCCAUCACAGCACAGACACGCAUGUCUUUGUGUAGGCAAUCCAAACUCGUGUUGUCGCUGCGCGCGUUCCGGAACGACCAGGUACGGUGCUAG